Messenger RNA from Solanum dulcamara, 693 nucleotides. RefSeq lists its product as uncharacterized. The annotation marks the transcript as partial. NCBI's taxonomy places the organism in Eukaryota, Viridiplantae, Streptophyta, Magnoliopsida, Solanales, Solanaceae. The transcript has 2 exons. The record is from RefSeq and is a predicted model, not a curated record.
AUGUGGUUUAAUAAGAGUAGUGACUUAGAGUCAGAUAUUGAUGGUGUCAUGUUGGUAUAUGUGAAAAAAGGGAUUGGGGGAGAAGUCAGAGUUACUAUCUCUGGCCAGGCCGCUCUGGCGGGAGGAAUCCCACUGUGGCGAGGCCGCCAGAGCGAGAUAGGUCCUGACACAGCAGGACAGUAUAGUUAUGAGAAUAACAAUAAUAACAACAAUAAUAAUAAUAACAAUAACAACAACAACAACAAUAGUAAUAACAAUAACAAUAACAAUAAUAACAACAAUAGUAAUAAUAAUAACAACAACAACAACAAUAAUAAUAACAAUAAUAAUAACAACAACAAUAAUAAUAACAACAACAAUAAUAAUAACAACAACAAUAAUAAUAACAACAACAAUAAUAACAACAAUAACAAUAAUAACAAUAAUAACAAUAAUAAUAAUAAUAAUAAUAAUAAUAAUAAUAAUAAUAAUAAUAACAACAACAAUAACAAUAACAACAAUAGCAAUAACAACAAUAAUAACAAUAAUAAUAACAAUAACAAUAAUAAUAACAAUAAUAAUAAAAAUAAUAAUAACAAUAAAAAUAAUAAUAAUAACAAUAAUAAAAACAAUAAUAACAACAAUAAUAAUAAUAACAGUAAUAAUAACAAUAAGAAUAACAAUAAUAACAACAACAAUAAUAAUAAUAACAAU